CCCUGCACCUGUUGCUUGACUCCGGGCUCGCCCCGUCUCUCUCGCAGGCGGCGCGCUGCAAAUCCAGUGCUACCAGUGCGAGGAAUUCCAGCUCAACAACGACUGCUCCGCGCCCGAGUUCAUCGUCAACUGCACCGUCAACGUCCAGGACAUGUGUCAGAAAGAAAUCAUGGAGAAAAGUUCAGGAAUCCUGUAUCGCAAAUCCUGCGCAUCUUCUGCAGCUUGUCUCAUAGCCUCUGCUGGAUACCAGUCUUUCUGUUCCCCAGGGAAAGUGGACUCUGUUUGUAUCAGUUGCUGCAACACUCCGCUCUGCAACGGCCCUCGACCAAAGAAGAGAGGAAACUCCGGCACAGUGCCUAGGGCAGGCAUGAUAACUACUAUUUUGUUCCUUAAAUUGGCUCUUUUUUCAUUGUAUUGCUAAACUUUGAGGAUGCUUUAUUGUCCUGGCAUUGUUUGUUCUGUGUCUCCCUUUCUUCGAAGGACACUGCUCUUCUUGCUGUUUGCUUCCAAAUCACUAAAGAGAAGUUUGGUCCAAGAGGGUUUUUUGUUUUUUUUUUUUGUUCGUUUUCUUGUUUGGUCAGCAGCUAAUACAUUCAAGUACCAGAUCAAAUCUCUUGUGCACUUU
This is a messenger RNA of Gavialis gangeticus (Gharial), 625 nucleotides long. It is a transcript of the gene LYPD1, whose product is annotated as LY6/PLAUR domain containing 1. Lineage: Eukaryota; Metazoa; Chordata; Crocodylia; Gavialidae. Gene Ontology annotation, molecular function: acetylcholine receptor inhibitor activity. The transcript is spliced from 2 exons. Gene Ontology annotation, biological process: acetylcholine receptor signaling pathway. The coding region runs from base 152 to 421 and encodes 89 amino acids. The record is from RefSeq and is a predicted model, not a curated record.